AUGAAGAAGGAGAAUGAACGACGACUGGAUGUAGUUUGUGAUGAAAAAGAAGCUAGGAAAAAAAAACCUAGCACUUUAGGUCCUCGAGUACCAGAAGGCCCUGUGGUUGACGAGCUUAUCAUCAACGCAGAGCCGGAUCUAAAAGAUAGGCUGAAGAAUGUGAGCAAAGCAAAAAAAGCCUAUGCUCAGUUAAUCGAAAGUAAGAGGACACCCAGUUUCAUCACAUUUCAGAAAAACGAUAUGGUAUUGUACAAAAUUACGAGUUAA
This is a messenger RNA of Strongylus vulgaris, 267 nucleotides long. The record is from the annotation of a GenBank genome assembly. Lineage: Eukaryota; Metazoa; Nematoda; Chromadorea; Rhabditida; Strongylidae.